AACUACGUUUCUAGACUUGAUUGGAGCUUUUGAUCAAAAGAGAUUGGCCGUCGCCAGGGCAACAGAGUUGAAUUUUCUCCCCACCCAGGCUAUCGGCAUUCUCGCCGCGAUAGGUUUCACAUUCACUCAACUCAAGUCCGAACUCCGUAGGUGGAACACGACGAGACGAUCAGCCCGAAAUUUCUUCUGCGAAUGAGAGAUGAGGAACGUCAAGACGAUUUUGCUCUUCACGGCCUUCUGCUCGACCGUCUCGAUCCUCCGAUGCGAAAAAUCCGACAAGGACAACGAAUCGGAGAGCGAAUUCUUCGUUGCCACCAACGAAUGGAAACCGAUUAAGAAAGAUCAAGCUAUUCCGAGAGGCUUACAUGUCCGCAUGAAUCUCAACACGGGUGAGAGAGAGGCGAAACUCAUCGACCCGAAUGAGCAAGUGGACAAAAACAAAGGUCUGUCACAUGUCAGCCAACCAGACAAUAUCAAUCUCUCCUGGGAGGAUUUGAAAGACGUUUUGUACAAGAUGGAAGAAAAGAAUAUCCCGCCUUUGCCGGACAACCAAGAGGAUAUAGACAGGGUGAAGAAAAAGUUCCGAUCUUACUUUGAGUUAAAAAAAGAACUCGGUGAUGUCAACAUGGACAUGAAAACAGAAAUAGAAGUGAUAGGCCAAUUGAUUGAAGAAUACAAGGAUUUGACUGGGCGCAGGCAUGAAGGACAUGUCGACAAGAAGGAACUCGAACACGAAGAAGGCCUGUUAAGCCAUCUCGAGUAUCUUUUGCAUCAGACGGACAAUGCUAAUUAUUUUAUGAAAUCCAACGGGAUCAAGGAGGUCGUUUUUACUUCUCUCAAUUCGACAUCAUGGCGAGUCAGAUAUGAAGCAGCAAAGCUUUUCGGCUCUGCUGUCCAAAGCAAUCCUAAAGUACAAAUAGGUGCGCUGGAAAAUGGAGCGAUACCCGUGCUAUUAAGGACUUUAGUGUUAGAUUCUCACCCUAAAGUUAAAUCAGGAGCCCUUUAUGGUCUCUCUUGCCUCAUCAGAUGGUUUCCAUUGGCACAGGGGCAGUUUUUAGACAACGGGGGCUUGAAGGCUUUAGUCAAGCAGUUUGACUCUGAUACAAGUGAUCAGCUUAAAAUUCAGGUCAAAGCACUGAAUCUUAUAAACGACCUCAUAGUUGAAAUUCAACACUCCGAGUCUCAGAAAGAAGACAUGUCACAGAAGUCGAGCUUCGAGCAGGCUCAGGCCAAAGAGCUUGAGCGACAGCAGAAAUCACUGCGGCUCAAAGAACGCCUGAUAGAGGAAGGCUGGUGCGAAGCGCUGAUAAAUGUGCUGUUACGCCACCCAGAUGACUUUGAGCUUGUUGAGCUGGUGGCCACCAGUAUGAUAAAUAUCGCUAAGCCGUGUGCCCCGACAUUCUAUCAGCAUGGGCCAUUUUUAGUUAGCAUGGCGGAAAAGUUGAAAAACCUUAUAGGCCAGGAGGAUCAAGACUACAUGUGGAUCCAUGCACUGUUCAUCAAACUUAGUCAACUGAUGACAAGGAAAAAUGAUGAGUUACCUCAAGAGGAAAUCUCAUCGUGGGAUGCAAUUAAGGCAAAAUUAACAUAUUUUUUCCACUCUUAUGAAAUUGUUCAAGCAACCGAAAGUACCGAUUGACCACUUUCAUUUUAAAUUAAUGCAAUAUUUCAACACUCUUCAGUUUUUUAAGGAAGAAAAUACCAAAAGGUAUAUUAUGUUAUUUUAAUUUUUUAAAUUAUAUUUUUUCAAUAAGCAAUAAAUUUACUUUUAGAAAGUAUUUUUAAAAUACAUCAUACACCUAAUGAUGUUGAUUGAUAAGUUAUUAAUUUUACCAUUAAAAAAUGGACAUUGCAACUAAGAAACGUUAAAUUCCAGCAAUAAAUAAAAAGUUCAUCAUGAUUGGGUUGAUGUAAAUUUUUACAAGUUUCUAACUGAAAAUUGUUAAAUUUUUGUAUGGAAAAAUGAAUAAAAUAUUGUUUAAAAAAAUAUUAAAGCCUAAACGCUGGCUAUUAAUAAAUAUGGGCAGUUGUAUAAGUGUAAAUAGUUUUCUGUGAUAAAAUCUUUAAUAAAUGUGUUAUUUCAAUUUUGUCAUCAUGGUUCUUGUUUGAAACAGAGCCCUUAAAUGUGCCUAAUUAAGGCUUAUGGUGCCACAUAAAAAUUGGCCAAGAGCUUGGUGUUUGUCAAAUAAGAUUGACAUCAGAUUAAUUGAUGUUUGUUAAAUUUAAUAAAUUAAAGUUGUUUUGUUA
Cimex lectularius (bed bug) is the source of this 2247-nucleotide messenger RNA. It is a transcript of the gene Sil1, whose product is annotated as nucleotide exchange factor SIL1. The transcript is spliced from 7 exons. Lineage: Eukaryota; Metazoa; Arthropoda; Insecta; Hemiptera; Cimicidae. The coding region runs from base 200 to 1639 and encodes 479 amino acids. The record is from RefSeq and is a predicted model, not a curated record.